Molecule: messenger RNA, 1626 nt
Organism: Truncatella angustata
Lineage: Eukaryota; Fungi; Ascomycota; Sordariomycetes; Amphisphaeriales; Sporocadaceae
Product: Tannase/feruloyl esterase
Exons: 1
Coding region: 1-1626 (541 amino acids)
Source: RefSeq, a predicted model, not a curated record
AUGGCACUCCGUAGGCUAUUCAAAUUGUCGUCGAUCCUUGCUUGGUCCUCGUUAGGAUCCAGUACCCCUCUUGGCCAUCGAUUCCCGUGUUCCUCGAAUUCUUUCAAUUUCCCAGAGAUAUUUGGUGCCAAUGCUACCGAUAUCAGCGCUAGCCCAGUCUCUAAUUACACCACGUUCUCGCUGGCCCCCGGGAGCAAUGUGGCAGGUACAUACACAAUCAACUUCUGCAAUGUCACCGUGACGUACACGCAUCCGGGUUGGGGUGAUAGCAUCACCGUCCACGUCUCGCUGCCCGCUGCCUCAUUGUGGAAUGGGAGACUCCAAGCACUUGGAGGAGGAGGGUACAGCGCUAGUUUUGGUGCGUUGUACUCGACUCAGGCAGUGUCUUUAGGAUACGUUACUAUUGACACCGACGCUGGUCAUGUUCAGGGAGCCGAAGCCGCCCAAAGCCCCGAGUCAUGGGCAUUGACGAGUUCAGGAAACGUCAACCUAUACUUAUUAGAGAAUUUCGGCUCUCGCUCGUUACACGAGAUGGCCGUUAUUGGGAAAGCUGUUACAGCAAGCUAUUACGGCUCUCAACCACAGUACUCAUAUUUUACUGGGUGCUCUGGAGGCGGUCGCCAGGCUCUGAUGAUCGCACAGAGGUAUGCUGAGGAUUUCGACGGUAUCUUGGCCACGGCCCCGGCUAUCAAUUUUGAGAAUUUCAUUCCAGCGGGGUAUUGGGCUACGCAGGUUAUGCAUGACUUAGGCGUUUUCCCGAGUCCUUGUGAAUUCAAAGCCUUCACGGAAGCCGCGAUUGCUGCAUGCGACAAGUUGGACGGGGUAAUAGAUGGCAUUAUUGGCUUGCCGGAGCUUUGCACGUUUGAUCCGCAUACCGUUGUAGGCCAGAGCUUCGCUUGCGACAAUUUUACUCAACAGUUCACUGAGCCCGGGGCUACUAUCGUCGAAGCCGCAUGGACAGGUCCUAAGAAUGAUAAUGGGAGGGUCGGUUGGUUUGGCUUGAACAAAGAUGCCGCACUGGACAGCUAUAUAAUUACGCAAUACAUAUUGAACGGCACGUGCGCUGCAUCGUCGAGCCCACUGGUAAGUAGCUAUUUGCAAUACUUGCUCGUCAAGGAUCCAAACUGGGACCCAUCCACCAUGACCAAAGAGGACUUCUUCAACUACCUACGACAGUCACAACGAGACUACGACUCGCCACUUGGAGCUGCAAAUCCAGACCUCUCUGCAUUUCGAAGAAAAGGUGGCAAGAUGAUUUCAUGGCACGGACUCGCAGAUGAUGCUAUUCCACCAAACGGAACAAUUGCGUAUUAUGAAAAGGUGUUAAAACUCGACUCUAAAGCAGGAGAUUUCUUCCGCGUUUACGAAGCCCCUGGGGUAGCCCACUGCUUUGGGGGAACAGGCCCAUCUCCCGACGGCGCACUAGAUCAGCUCAUCUCAUGGGUCGAGAACGGCGUAGCCCCUGAAACGUUGACUGCGGUAAGCGCAAGUGGAUACACUAGAAGUCUCUGUGCAUACCCGCUCCAGCAAAUAUAUCUGGGUGGUAGCAUAACUGAUUCUUCUUCCUUUGGCUGCGCUCCAAGGGCGGAAGUUGGGACACCUGCCAGCGAAGCUCCGUUCUUCUAA